CACGAAAAGACAAUAACAAACAACAAUUAGUAACAAAGUGCGACCAAAGGUAGUAGAAGAAAAGAAAAUUAAAACUCAAUGUUGAUCCAAAGUUAUUCAAUCAGCUCAAUUGUCAGAGGCAACAAACAUUGCAAAUUCCUAUCAAGCCUAAUUAAACUGCGAAAUAUGUCUUCCAGCGGAGGAGAAUCAGAGCAAAAAACUAUUGUGGCCAUAACACAAAUGCGUAGUACCAACGACAAAGCCGGAAAUCUACAUCAAGUACAAAAACUGAUUCAACAAGCCAAAGAGCAGUCGGCUAAGUUUGUAUUUCUACCAGAAUGUUGCGAUUUUGUGGGCGAACAUCGUGAGCAAACUUUGGAGUUAUCCGAACCUCUGACGGGCCCGUUAAUGCAAGAAUAUCAAUCAUUGGCCAAAGAACACAACAUUUGGCUGUCUUUGGGCGGUAUUCAUGAAUCUGUACUAGAUUCGUAUGAACGAAAGACAAACAAAAUCUAUAAUGCUCAUGUAAUUCUAAGUAAUACAGGUGAAUUGGUAACCGUAUAUAGGAAAUUACAUUUGUUCGAUGUCGUAACACCCGAAUUUACAUUCCAAGAAUCCAAGGUGGUGCUACCAGGCCAACGUCUGGUUUCGCCCAUAGAUACACCGGCAGGAAAAUUAGGUUUGCAAAUCUGCUACGACAUGCGUUUUGCCGAAAGUAGUCUUUUACUGAGAAAGGAGGGUGCAGAAAUUCUAACUUAUCCUUCUGCCUUUGCAUAUAACACCGGCAAGGCUCAUUGGGAAGUGCUUUUAAGAGCCAGGGCAAUAGAAAAUCAGUGUUUUGUUUUGGCACCAGCUCAACUGGGUUAUCAUAAUGCUAAACGACGCAGUUGGGGCCACGGUAUGGCCGUUAACCCUUGGGGAAAGAUUAUGGCUGAUCUGGGGGAAACGGAUGACUUGAAGAUGGCUACGGUUGAAAUUGAUUUAAGCACUGUUCAACCCAUCAGAUCAGCAAUGCCUUGUUUUGACCAUAGACGUAAUGAGGUUUACAGUCUGACGGCCUAUGGUCAUGGAACAACGGAGCCUCAAGAAGACCGCAUGUUUGCAACUAAUGUCAUCAAUAAAGAUACAAUAUUUUUCGAGUCGCCAUACUGUUUUGCCUUUACUAAUUUGAGUUGUGUUGUCAAAGGUCAUGUCCUGGUAUCAACGAAACGCGUUGUACAACGUCUCAAUGCAUUGAACUCGGCAGAAAUGAGUGAUCUCUUCAACACUGUGUGUCGCAUACAACGAAUGUUAGAAUCAAUUUACAAAACUACUGCUGCCACUGUUACCGUCCAAGAUGGUGCUGAUGCUGGCCAAACAGUGCCUCAUGUACAUUUCCAUGUAAUGCCCCGUAGUCCCGGCGACUUUAAACAUAAUGAUCAAAUUUAUGUUAAAUUAGAGGACCAAGUGGAAAAUCAUAAGAUACGUACAAUGGAGGAACGCAUACAAGAGGCACAGAAAUAUCGAGAAAUAAUGAGAAGUUUUAAGUUUUAACUGUAGACAAGCGAUAAGUGAAAUAAAAUCAUAGAGCAAUUAGAAUGAAUAAGGUUGUAUGUAGUACAUCAAUCACAUUAUGGGAAAUAUUUAUUUGUCUUAUGAAAAAUUGUUAAAUAAAAUUUUACAAAUUUUUUAAAGACCAUUAAAAUAA
Messenger RNA from Calliphora vicina (urban bluebottle blowfly), 1666 nucleotides. It is a transcript of the gene NitFhit, whose product is annotated as NFT-1 protein. Gene Ontology annotation, molecular function: bis(5'-adenosyl)-triphosphatase activity; hydrolase activity, acting on carbon-nitrogen (but not peptide) bonds, in linear amides. Gene Ontology annotation, biological process: nucleobase-containing compound metabolic process. Lineage: Eukaryota; Metazoa; Arthropoda; Insecta; Diptera; Calliphoridae. The record is from RefSeq and is a predicted model, not a curated record. The coding region runs from base 79 to 1512 and encodes 477 amino acids. The transcript has a single exon.